CCCGGCCUGUGGGGGCGGGAGGCCCCGGGAGGGCCCUUGGGGACACGAGGCCCCCUGGGGACACGAGGGAGCCCCCCCCAGCCCCCUGCUGCGGUGUCACGGAGCGGUGGCCCCGGGGUGAUGCUGGGACUGGGAGAUGUGCCCGGGGUCAGAGCCCCGCCGGGGGCUGUGUGGGGGACGGGGAGGUCCCGAGGGGCUGGGGGGCUCCCCAGCUGGCCCCCGCCUCGCCCGGAGCUGCGUGGGGGCCUUUGGGGAGAGCUGCGGCCCCGGGAGCGGGGAGCCGUGGCCGUGGAGCACAGCAACGGGACGUGGCUGCCGGCGUUGGUGUCAGAACAACUUAGUUUCUGCUAGCAGCGUGAGCUUAAUUAAACUCAAUCGAGCCGCUUGAUGAGUAUCGAUGAUGUGUUCCGCACAAUUUCGUGGUACUUCUGGUUCCGUAGAGUUAAUCUGGUCGUCGCCUGUAAGAAGUUGUUGAGGGACAAAAAGCCUUCUCCAGGUCACAGAACGAAGGCAACUGUGCCUGCCUUGUCUCAUGUGUUUGGUACGGUGGAUGACAUUAACGGCUGGGUUCAGGCAUCUUAAGGCUUGCCCAACUUCCCCGUGUUAUUACACCAGAGAUAGGGGUGGUGUGGAUGAAGGAUUAGUCCAGAUUUUCCAGAUCCAAAGGAGUUUUUGCCUUGCGUAGUGAGCUUUUGCUCAUCUGUAGAUAACGAGGUCAUUGAGUGAGUAUUUCAACACUAUAAUCCAUCAAGCAAUUUGAAGAAAUCACUGGACAAGAGCCUACAUGCAUGUUUUCCACUUAAAGGUGCCCUGAGAAGAAGUUCUUCUGAGGAGCUGGAGGCUGGUUUAUCCUUUCUCUUUGGCUCUCCCAUGAUCGCCUUUGGUGGAUAGCCCAAGAAAGUUCUUGUGGUGGGUGCGAGUUUCUCUUGAAAUGGCCAGCCAGCCCGAGGGGCGGUGUGGUGGCGCAGCAGGAUUUGCUGGGGAGCAGGGCGGAGAGGCUGACUCCGGGGCUGCGAUUAGGCUGAUAGGACUGAAUUGUUACUGGUUGCUCAAUGCAGGGUGCUCUGGUGAAAUUCUUGGUCUCCACCGCCAAUGGACAUGCUGAUGGAUUUACAGCGGUAGGAGGGAGCAGUGAAAAAUGGUACUUUCCUGAAGCUGAAUGGACAGUUAGGGCCAGCUGUGGAGGUUCAGAGCACCUCUGCUGAAACCGCUGAGCUUAAGGACCGGAGCACGUGGCAGCUGGCAGCGCACGGUGUCCCGUGGUUCCUCACCUUUUACAAAUGUGCUGAAGUUCACUGAGGCUGCGUUUAUGGCCAAACUUCCCCACGCAAUAUACUGUGGAUGGAAGUUCUGAGAGCAGCUGGGAUCCUCAUCUCAGAGCUUUACAGCUGAGGUCUCCGAGGUUUUAGGAGAUAAGCUGCUAUCUCUGUAGCCUGCCAUUCAUAUUGCACCAAGUUUUAUGUAACGUCUACUGAAACUGCUGCGCACCUUGUGAUAGCCAAGAAGGCUCGUGAGUGUUAUGUAUUUGGAUGCAUUGGUGGAAUGAGUUACUCAGGAUGUUUAGGAACUUGGUGGGUGAAUAUUCUUGAUUUGAAAGAAUGCUUGCGUAAAGAAGAACAUGUACCUUGAGCUUGCUUUCUUGCUGUUUCCCUUUGUUGCAAGGACUUGCUGUGAUAUGAGGUGGCUCAACAUUGGCAUUUUAAAUAUAAUUUUAGUAGGCAAGUGAGCCUGUGGGAGUGUAAAGAUGUGGUGGGAGAGAAACGCUUAAUUGUGAUGACUUACUAAGAAAAGUCCUGUUACUGGGAUAAGAACAUGUCCUUAGCAUAGCAUUUGUAAAUUGUUUUCUAGCAAAAUGCAAAAAAGAUUCCAACGUGCUGCCAAAAAUUUGAAAGCACUAGCUCUGUAAACAAGGCAUACCCCAACCAACAAACUUGGCUUCUUGUCUGCAUAAGCUGUGCAGGGACAGCAGAGUGAGUUUUGAUGCGGUGCUAUUCCUGAAUGGGUGGCUGGCAUCAGAGAUUUGGUUUGCCCAGCUCUGCACCUGGACGCUCCCCGAGUGUUUGGGUAAGGCUCUGCCUUCUGGUGCUUGAAGCCAAAACUGAAAGGCGAUGCUGGAGCUGGGCACUGAGAUAAGGAUGCACCUCAUCUAAAUCUGACAUACUACCACCCGGAUUGGAAAUGGCAACCAAAAUUUGUAAGAUACUUGGUGAUUUAUUCUAUUUUUUGACUUCUGGGGUUUUUCCUCUCGUCACUUGUUUAUCAUGCGGAGCUCUCACGCUCCCCUAUUGCAAGUUCCCAUCUCCGCCUCAUUUGCAGUGCAGCUGUGUUCUCUUGGUGGCUAAAAAUAGAAGGUGUAGAUUUAGUUCUCUUUCGUAGAAGGGAAGGAGAAAUCUUAGAAAGUUUGAGUUCACCAGCAGAUAAUUCUUGUGUUGUUUCUGUUCAGGGCAUCUAGAGAUGCGCUUUGUUCUUCUUUAUUCUUUAGUGUUUUGCAUUUCCAAACUGAUCUCACUUUGUAGGUUUGGGUGUUGAAUAUGUGAUCAGAAAGCGAAGACCUUUCUUUGUUCCUCUAGAAAAUAAGAACUUGAGAGAACAUUAUUAUAACCCCAUGUUGCAACUUUCAGUGUGAAAAUAUGCUUCCAAAAGCAAGUGUGAUUUUUGGGAAGAUUUUUUUUUUUUUAAUUUUAAGGUAAGCACCACCUCCAGCUGGUUGAAGGAACCAAGGAGGAGUUGCAAAGGGAAAAUUCUAUCCAUUGUCUUCUGCCUUAGCUCUGACUUUGUAGCCAUUUCCUAUGAUCUGACAAGUUCUGUUGAAUAUCUGAGUACAGGUAAUGGUUUCACCGCUUGACAAUCUGUGUGUACCGUCUGUGGGAGAACACCGAGGGAUUCAGGUCCUUCUGCUAAUAUUAAAGGAACUGCACUCCUGGUUUUAAUAAUUUUACAAGCUUUUUUCAUUUACAUCUCUGGAGGAAAGUUUGUAAAAUGCUUUUAAUAAUAACUGUAUACUUGAAAUAGCAGGAUGACUCACACGAUAGAUUUGUCAGGUUAUCUUUAUUGAUCCCAAACGAUAUUGUGUGCCCUAUUCUGAAAUGUAAGUCCAAUCUAAACUUGGUGAAUUUGGUAAUUCCACUUUCAUUUACACAAAUGUCAGAACCACUUUAUUUUGGAAGAAAACAUCCACCUUGCAAGUAUGGGUGAUGCCGUACCUGGUACAGAUGGUCCACAUACAACAUUUUCCCCCUCAAGCAUUCAGGCCCCCAGCUUGUACAUGUGCAGAUCCAGAGUGCUGCCCAGCCCCAAGCUGCAUGUCAAGGGCUUGUUCCAUGGCUACGAUGCUCCUGCUUGGGAUGGAUUUGUAAUCUGUUUUAAAACACAUAAAAAGGCGUGAAUUAAGAGCAAGAGGUUGAAUUGUGAGGCCUCGCCUCCCUCAGCUGAAAGGCGAGCUGUUUCGGGUGGUUCCCAAAAGUAAUGUUUUACUAGAAAGCAGCGUGAGGCAACAUGCAGCCAGCAUGUGUUCCUUGCUGUGCAGGAGUUCACCAGAAUAAGUGCCAUUUAUUCUAUAAAUAAAUCAAAUGAGCCUAUAUUCUGUAACUUUCCACAGAGCAGACUUGUAUUAUAUUGGCAGGUUAGCUGAGUGAAAACAACAUUGACAGAUUGUUCGGCUUGUAGGAAAAAUAUUUCCUUGUAGAGGUGCACGGGAACAGACCUGUGCGUCACAAGCGUUUCUAAAUUCCAAAUGUUUGCUACGAUGAAAAAAAUCAAAACAAUUCCUCUUGGACGCAUGCUUCUUUAAUAGCAGAGGACAGCAUGUGGUACUGUUUUUUGGAACAGAAAAAUCAAAUGACAAGCUGAGAACCGCUCUCCCUCCCCUUUUGAGGGUUAGAAUCCCAUAGGAGCAGGAAGAUACCAAUGCGUUAGUGCUUAAGAGUGGAAAAUACAACUGCCGUUUAUAAAUACUGUCACUUAUUUUGCUGUCUACUGGUUUAAUCUCUAGAAUAGCUUCUACUAGCUGGUCUGUGGCUCUCUGGACUGUGGCCUCACAGAGUGUUGGGUGGGAGAAGAGGCACAAUUAUAAACUGCCCAAGAGUAAGCACCGCGUCAAGCAGCAGAAUUUUUGAAGGCUGUUUUGUUUAGAGUCUCCAUUACAUGGCUUCUUUGGUGUCUGAUCACGUAAUCUUGCUGAAUGUAGCAGGAAUUGGUCCAGAGGUUGAAAAUUAGGGAUAGUGGGAAUUAGAGGAGAGAACAGAGAGCACAGGGUACGCGUACAGAAUGCAUUGGUGUAGGCCUGUUUCUGUAGGAUCACAAGGUCAAAUUCACAGUUGUGGUGAUACUGUAAAAUAACAUACAACAAAACAAUACAGUACAGGGCGUGCAAGUUGCUGUCAGAACCUCCUCACUGAUGGUGCUGAAGUCUGCCUGCUUUUGACUGCUUCCAAACUGCUUCUCAGCUGUCUUUGAGAUGUGUUUUGCUGUAUAUAAUGCUCGGAGAAUGAAAGUGUGAGUGAAGAUCAAAAUGGUAAGGACAUCUACCAAGUAUUCUGAAGGACUUCUCUCUCUGAAAGACUGACGUUUCUGAUCCUCUAUCCUUUUAGGUACAGAUCACGGUUUGUUUUUCUUUGUCUCCUUUCUAUUCCACAGUUCCAGGUGUCUUUCUUUAUCUCGUUGAGGCUCGUUCUAUUUUAGCUCUAGCUGAUCGUUCUACUUGCAUUUAUGGAAGUCAAAUUCGCUGAUGUGUCCUUCCUCAUCCUUCUAAAAAGGGCCAGAAGAAAUGGUGUAAUUUCUGUAGGUUUGCUUACAUCUCCUGCCUUUCCCAGUUGUGGACAGUCUUCUAAAAAUAUUUUUAAUAAGUAUUGUUGCUGUAAGCUCUGUUUGGACCAGUGUUUUCUGUCAAAGCGGUUAACACGGAGCUGAAAUUUUCUUUACCUAAAACACAUUUUGAGACAAUUUUUGGCUACUAAUUGUUACCCUUUUGUGCAAGAUGCUGGGUGCAUUGAGAACCUCAAGAGGAAGAGAUGUUGAAUACUGUAUUUCACUUGACAUGGCCAGUCUGAAUGAUGGCAGUGCUGCCCGUUUGGCAGACAAAAGGAUGGUAGGUUGGACGUGAGGACGUGCAGGCAGGUCCCAUCGAGUGUCCCAGUGUUGAAGUGGAACGAGCAGAACUGCCUGAGUGGGAUGGAAGGAGGGUCUCUGUUCCCGCAGCCUGCCCGGUGACUUGAAGACUUGCUCUCUGUUGCAUUGAGUGGGAGAACGCAGGCAACAGUUAGUCAAAUUUCAGGUGUAACCUAUGUUACCGGCGCUGUCAGAAAAGGAAUGGAAACAAAAUGCCCUGCUUCUGGCUCUUUUUUUUUUUUUUAACAUGUGUGCUUCAAGAUCAUACUGUAAUACUUAUUUUUCUUCCUCAAAGAAACCAGAACAAGCUGUGUUUGCAAAGGAAAGAUUUUACACGUUUCUGUUGCUGUGUUUAACUGCAGAGCGCCGGCAUUGUGGAAUGAAAGCACUCGUGGGUGGUUCUUGUGCGCAAACCUUAGCGCCCGAGGUGGCUGUUGAAUUGUGAACCUCUUAUCUCGGGGUUGAAAUGUUUGUUAAUGUUGUAGCCAUUAAAGCUGGUAAAACAAACUUUUCUCCUUGGUACGCCUUACUUUUAUGAUUUCUUGUUACUGCUUGUGUGUCAGUGUCCAGGUAGAAAGUUUAGAGGGAAAAUAAAAGUAUAUUAGUGAGAGAAAUAAGAACCAAGGGAAGCAAAAAGUCACGCCUAAAACAGGUGGCUGGCCGUUGUAGCUGCCCUUACUUCCUAGACACUUUUUCUCCAGGCAAACAAAUUGUUAUGAAACUGCUAAAACUUGGAGUAAAACUACUCAAAUCCUUCUGAAUAUUUUCCCAGAGACUUCUACCAGGACCUCACCCGUGAGGAUCACGGGACCUGUUGCAGGAAUGUUGUUGCUCACCAUUGUCCAUAGCCUUUGUGCAGAACUCGCUGUCUCUGCCGGUGCGGUGCCAGCAUGUGUCACCUGUAUCUUCUGUAGUAAAUUCUGAAGCACUGCUAGGUUAUGCCACUGAUGUAGCUGAUUUUAUUGUGAAAUAAGCAGCCAAGAAUAACCCUUUCAGAUCUGACUUGCUCGUAAAUUUUUUUGGCAGUCAGCUCCUUUGUUGCAUCUCCCUCAAACAACUUCCUUGACCUAAAGUCAUGCUUUGAUAACACCCACAUCUAGAGUUUAACUAUUGUAUCUGCCUUUGUCCUGAAGGCAACGUGUUGCUCCUUUGUAAGUCGUGUUUGUAUUCAAGCUUGUGGCAAAAGAUAAUGACUUUCUGUGAGGGUAAUCACAAAAAGCAUUCAGUUCGGGGGACAAUUGGAACUGAUUUGUAGUUACCGGGUUCCGAUCUCUGCAGCUACAGGGCCAGUGAAUGCCAGUAGUGCCAUUGCUGUCACAAAGCACGACUGCUUUUACUUAGGUUGUUGGAAAUUGGAAUGCGUGUGCAGGUUCCCUGCUACUGGCAGGGCUGAGCAGGACACGGGGAGAAGCUUAUGGGAUAUACAGUUGAACAAAUGUGUGAUUGAAGACCAUGGGAAUAUACAAAAAUGUUGACUUGGGGCUAGCCAGAAGAAAUAAUUGUACUGUGAGCUCCUUUUGCACCAAAUAGAGUGACAGGGAUAAACAGACUAAAUUGUUCCCAUUGCAUGCCUGUGGCUGCUAGUAAAGGAAGUACUGUGCGCAGUAACUACAGCUCCAGCUGUGUUUAAAAAAAAAAAAGUUAUCCUUUUUAAUCCCUGUUUAAGCUAUUGCUAAUAUUUCUUACAUGUUAGGCUCUUUCAGAGGUGACUCGAAAGAAGAAUGUGUCUCAGGUUAGUUUAAGAACCAUUCUGUCCUUCCUACAAGCUCCCGUGGCUGAAGUUACUGGCAGAGUUCCCUGAAAUGGAGGCUUACGUUGAGAAGACAAAAAGUUGUGGUGAAGAAGGGGAAAAAGAUACCGGUCGAAGACUGAGCUUUGACGUUUGUUUCAUGAAAGAGGUUUACAAGUAGUUGUCUUAUAAUAACUUUGAGAAGAAGUUCUAUGUAGCUCUUACUUUCAAGAGUGCUGCAAAAAUGAUUACUUCAGAUUUGCCAGUACUACAGGAUUCUACAAAUGAAACUACUGCACAUUCAGAUGCUGGCAGUGAGCUUGAAGAAACAGAAGUCAAAGGAAAAAGAAAAAGGGGCCGUCCUGGCAGGCCUCCAGUUUUCUUUGCCCAGUCUGCCGCUAAGAAACCUCGGAAGUCUCCAGGAGACAAAGGUCGUUUGGAGGCUGGAGCCAGAGGAGCAAGUCGUGGAAGAGCUAAUGGCCACCCUCAGCAGAAUGGAGAAGGGGACCCUGUCACUUUGUUUGAGGUGGUUAAGCUGGGGAAGAGUGCUAUGCAGUCUGUGGUGGACGACUGGAUUGAAUCAUAUAAACAAGACAGGGACAUAGCACUUCUGGAUUUAAUCAACUUCUUUAUCCAGUGUUCAGGAUGUCGAGGUACUGUAAGAAUUGAAAUGUUCAGGAACAUGCAAAAUGCAGAAAUCAUAAGGAAAAUGACAGAAGAAUUUGAUGAGGACAGUGGUGAUUACCCACUUACCAUGCCUGGGCCACAGUGGAAGAAGUUUCGAUCCAAUUUUUGUGAGUUCAUUGGAGUGCUCAUUCGACAGUGUCAGUAUAGCAUCAUCUAUGAUGAAUACAUGAUGGACACAGUGAUUUCUCUUCUGACUGGUUUGUCAGAUUCCCAGGUCCGGGCUUUCAGGCACACCAGUACGUUAGCUGCUAUGAAGCUUAUGACUGCUCUUGUGAAUGUUGCCUUAAACCUGAGCAUUCAUCAGGAUAAUACACAGAGGCAGUACGAAGCUGAGAGAAACAAAAUGAUUGGCAAAAGAGCUAAUGAAAGAUUGGAGCUGCUGCUUCAGAAAAGAAAAGAGCUACAAGAAAACCAAGAUGAAAUCGAAAAUAUGAUGAACUCUAUUUUUAAGGGUAUAUUUGUUCAUAGAUACCGUGAUGCUAUUGCUGAGAUUAGAGCUGUCUGUAUUGAAGAAAUUGGUGUCUGGAUGAAAAUGUACAGUGAUGCCUUCCUGAAUGAUAGCUAUUUAAAAUAUGUUGGUUGGACACUACAUGACAGGCAAGGUGAAGUGAGGUUGAAGUGUUUGAAAGCUCUUCAGAGUCUGUAUACCAACAGAGAGUUAUUUCCAAAACUGGAGCUGUUCACUAAUAGAUUCAAGGAUCGCAUUGUAUCAAUGACACUUGAUAAGGAAUACGAUGUUGCUGUGGAAGCCAUUCGAUUAGUCACGCUAAUACUUCAUGGAAGUGAAGAAGCUCUGUCAAAUGAAGACUGUGAGAAUGUUUAUCACUUGGUAUAUUCAGCACACCGGCCUGUUGCAGUAGCAGCUGGAGAAUUCCUUCACAAGAAACUGUUCAGCAGACAUGAUCCCCAAGCUGAAGAGGCUCUAGCAAAGAGGAGGGGGCGAAAUAGUCCAAAUGGAAACCUCAUUAGAAUGUUGGUUCUUUUCUUUCUUGAAAGUGAGUUGCAUGAACAUGCAGCCUACUUGGUGGACAGUUUGUGGGAGAGCUCUCAAGAACUGUUGAAAGACUGGGAAUGCAUGACAGAAUUGCUCUUGGAGGAACCAGUCCAAGGAGAAGAAGCAAUGUCUGACCGGCAGGAGAGUGCUCUUAUUGAACUGAUGGUGUGUACAAUCAGACAAGCUGCUGAAGCACACCCUCCAGUAGGCAGAGGCACUGGCAAAAGAGUCUUGACAGCAAAAGAAAGAAAAACGCAGAUAGAUGACAGAAAUAAAUUGACUGAGCAUUUCAUUAUUGCACUUCCUAUGUUGCUUUCAAAGUAUUCCGCUGAUGCAGAGAAGGUUGCAAAUCUCCUGCAAAUCCCUCAGUAUUUUGAUCUGGAAAUCUAUAGCACUGGCAGAAUGGAAAAGCAUCUGGAUGCCUUACUGAAACAGAUUAAGUUUGUUGUGGAAAAGCAUGUGGAAUCGGAUGUUCUUGAAGCCUGCAGCAAAACCUACAGCAUACUCUGUAGUGAAGAAUAUACAAUCCAAAACAGAGUUGACAUAGCCCACAGCCAACUUAUUGAUGAAUUUGUGGAUCGAUUCAACCAUUCUGUAGAGGAUCUGCUGCAGGAGGGAGAAGAAGCUGAUGACGAUGACAUAUACAAUGUUCUUUCAACAUUAAAGAGGUUAACCUCUUUUCACAAUGCUCACGAUCUCACAAAAUGGGAUCUGUUCAGUAACUGCUACAGAUUACUAAGAACUGGAAUUGAACACGGAGCUAUGCCAGAACAGAUAGUUGUUCAGGCACUGCAGUGUUCGCAUUACUCUAUUCUCUGGCAGCUGGUAAAAAUCACUGAAGGCUCCCCUUCCAAAGAGGACUUACUGGUAUUGAGGAAAACUGUGAAAUCCUUUCUGGCUGUCUGCCAGCAGUGUCUAUCAAAUGUCAACACUCCAGUAAAAGAACAGGCUUUCAUGUUGCUUUGUGAUCUCUUGAUGAUUUUUAGUCAUCAGCUGAUGACUGGAGGUAGAGAAGGUCUUCAGCCUUUGGUGUUUAAUCCAGACUCAGGCCUUCAGUCAGAACUUCUCAGUUUUGUGAUGGACCAUGUCUUCAUUGACCAAGAUGAUGAAAACCAGAGCAUGGAGGGAGAUGAAGAAGAUGAAGCUAACAAAAUAGAAGCCUUACAUAAGAGAAGAAACCUCUUGGCUGCCUUCAGCAAGCUGAUAAUUUAUGACAUUGUGGACAUGCAUGCAGCAGCUGAUAUCUUCAAACACUAUAUGAAGUACUACAAUGACUAUGGAGAUAUCAUUAAGGAAACCCUGAGCAAAACAAGGCAAAUUGAUAAAAUCCAGUGUGCAAAGACACUCAUUCUCAGUUUGCAACAGCUGUUCAAUGAGCUUGUUCAGGAGCAAGGUCCUAAUUUGGACAGGACAUCUGCCCAUGUUAGUGGAAUUAAGGAAUUGGCCCGUCGGUUUGCUCUCACUUUUGGCUUGGAUCAGAUCAAGACAAGAGAGGCUGUGGCCACACUACACAAAGAUGGAAUAGAGUUUGCCUUCAAAUAUCAGAAUCAAAAAGGACAAGACUAUCCACCUCCUAACCUUGCAUUCCUUGAAGUGCUUAGUGAAUUUUCUUCUAAACUCCUGCGACAGGACAAAAAGACUGUUCACUCCUACUUAGAGAAGUUUCUGACAGAACAGAUGAUGGAAAGAAGAGAAGAUGUAUGGCUUCCACUAAUUUCCUAUAGAAACUCACUAGUUACGGGUGGCGAAGACGACAGAAUGUCUGUUAACAGCGGAAGCAGCAGCAGCAAAGCCUCUUCGGUGAGAAAUAAGAAAGGGCGACCGCCGCUACACAAAAAGAGAGUAGAAGAUGAGAGUCUAGAAGGCUCAUGGCUGAACAGGAAUGAAAACAUACAUACUCCAGGGACACUGCAAGCACCACAGCUCACCUCAACUGUCUUGAGAGAGAACACUAGACAAAUGGGAGAGCAGAUCCAGGAGCACGAGUCAGAGCAGGGAUCUGAACAAGAUUUUUUACACAAUCCCCAGAUGCAGAUAUCUUGGUUGGGCCAACAGAAGCUAGAAGAUUUAAAUCGAAAGGACAGGACAGGAAUGAACUACAUGAAAGGGAGAACUGGUGUAAGGCAUGCAGUACGAGGUCUAAUGGAAGAUGACGCUGAGCCCAUCUUUGAAGAUGUAAUGAUGUCUUCACGAGGUCAGCUAGAGGACAUGAAUGAGGAAUUUGAGGACACAAUGGUCAUUGAUCUGCCACCUUCAAGAAACCGACGAGAACGGGCUGAACUGAGGCCAGACUUCUUUGACUCCGCAGCUAUCAUUGAGGAUGAUUCAGGAUUUGGAAUGCCUAUGUUCUGAAGUCUGCUGAAGACAUUUUACAAAUUUGGAACUCUAUUGUUUAGAGCUAGAGGCCUAUAUACUGUGAUAGCUUGUAUGAAAACCACAUUUUUGAUGUGAUACGGUUUGAUUUUUAACCAAAUGAUUAAGGUCAAUCCCUUUUUGUAGUGACAGAAAGAAGAGGAACUUCUUAAUGACACAAAGGAAUGUUGGCCAAUCCAGUCACCUCAGAAAGGCUGACCUAAAAAAUCAUUUGUAUCCCUGUUCUUGACUGUCCUAAUACAGAUUUUUUUUUUUCUGGAUGAGGAAGAAGUUUUAAAUUGUUAAGACAGCUGUCAAAAUAAACACUGUUCUACAUAUGUUUUCUGAAAACAACAUUGAGUGAAAACAGAACUUUUUACCUUUAUUUUUCUGCUGUACAAUUUAAAACAGUUUUAACAUUUGCCUUUUUAUGUUUUAAAAGCUAGCCAUUUUUAUUAAACCUAUGCCUAUCAGCCAUUGACUAGCAAUGAUGCUAUAAGCAGGUCAUUCUGGCUACAGAAAAGUGUUUUUGAACACACUGGAUUUGAUUAACAUUAUGGUACGCUUAUGUCCUCUCAUAGGCAUUGAGAAGAACACUCUUAUAGAAGAGGUUAGAAUUCUAAUGACGUGCAUCUCUGCCAAAAAAUUUCAGAUUCUGAUAUGAUAAACCCAGAUUUUAUACUCUUGAGAAGAUUUAUUUUUAUUUAUAAUGGGACAUAAAGUAAGAGAUGUCCAUGAAGCCACUUUUCCAACAGAUGCUGUGUAACAUUCAUUUUAUAUAGCACAUGGGGACACAAAAACAGUAAAUUUUCUAUUGGUACUUGCUCUGUGCAUUUUUAGCAACUUAUACCAGCAAAUAAAGUAUUCUCAGUAAAACACACAAAUGGUUCUCAAGUAAUCACUUUGCUGUUUUUACUACCUACUUCAAGCCCUGCCAGUCCAAGGUACAUAAACAGCAACUUUCCUAUUUAAAAAAACAAAACAAAGCAAAACAAUAAUUCAAGGGUGGGGAAAAGGAAUCACUUUAGCAUACUAAAAGCAAUUUUAACUGUACCAUAAAAAAGUCUACUUUCCAUGCCGUAAAUACCCUUUUGCGCUAUUUUUGUAAAUUAAUUUUGCCAGUUAGAAGUACUGUAUGUGCUGCAUAGAAAUUUGUGCUUAGAUGGUGAAGUUCUUAAGCUUACAAUGGAAUACAGCUACAUUUUCAGUGUUAACUGUGCAUAUUGAGAGUAAUUAUUUGAAAAAAAUACGAUUUUUCAAAAAAGUAAAAAAGUCAAAAAAAAAAAAAACACAAAAACCCAAAACAUUCUCAGCUAAUUCAUUGUAAUAAGAGAUUUUUCAAUGUCUUCAAUAAUUUGGAAUUUCAUUAUGCUUCGAUUUUAUGACUCUGCCUAGUAGCUGCUACUUAGUUAAUACUGGCCUGAUAUCAGAGGUGCUGGCCAUCCACAACUUGCACUGACUCUAGUAUCUCUAAGAAUCAGCCCCAAAAUGUUAAUCUUCCUUUCUGCAUUAUAAUGUUAGCAUUUGAGAUACAAAGCAGAUUGACCCACUUGGAGCACAGCAGUUUUAGAGGUGCUUUUUUUUUUUUUUUUUUUUUAGCAACAGCAAAAUAAUCAUGGAGCUUUUUUUGUUUUACAAGCUUAUUUAAAAACAAAACAACAUUAAUACCCAGUGCUUACUUGCUGGGAGGGAAAAGAAUCUAAAAACAAACCAGCAUUUCACAAAGCUGAGGUUUGUUUUUUUUUACAACAUGUGCAGUUCUCAGACAGAAAAAAAUGUUGCCAAAAAUGUUUGACUAGGUAAUUCAGCCAUUCCUCUGAAAUCGGUUGGGUAAUGUAUAAAACAUGAGAAGUGGCUGAAACUUAAUAAAAUAACAUUACCUCCCUUUCUCUUCUGUCCAUCCCAAAGGUAAUAGGGGUGGGUAGGAAUGGCUGCAUUAAAUUGUCAUCACGAUAACUCUGUGAGCAUAGUAGCAUAAUAAAUGCUGCCCGGUUUGAGUCAUAGUCUCAGACGAACCUUGUGCUUCACAGUCCUCUGUGUGGAAAACUGAUUCCUAAUUUAACAUUGUAGAAUACUGUAUAACAAACAUUUAUUAUCACGGUACCUGCAAUGGGUUUCCAGUUCAGUUUGCAGUCAAUAGGUUUUUGUAUUAUGAGUGUCUCCUUGAUUGGUUUUGCUAGUAAUUCUGUAAAUUGUACAUUUACAAUAUGAGGUUUUUUUUUUUCCUUUUGUACAAUUUAAAACUGAUGCUUCACCUUUCAUUUAAUAAACUAUUCAAAAUCAUGAGUA
This is a messenger RNA of Anas platyrhynchos (mallard), 13157 nucleotides long. The record is from RefSeq and is a predicted model, not a curated record. Lineage: Eukaryota; Metazoa; Chordata; Aves; Anseriformes; Anatidae.